AUGCCACAAUACGAGCUGUCAUUGAUAACAAGAAUUUUCUCGAAGGUGAGAAUUACAGAUAGAAUUCGAAGCUGUCUACACUUACCUUUAAAUCUAUCAGGGUGUUAACGUCAACUACCAUAUAGCUAGAAGUACUCGCAUCAAAAGACAGAGUCUUCCCUGACCCUGUGGCUUCCCUUUCCAACUUGUCUAGGAAGAUCGGAUCGGCUCAUCCUCGGUGAAAGAACCUGUGAAACUCACGAGUGACGUAAAGUAAAGGACGCAAAGAAGUCAACACAAUAAAACCUAGGAAAACAAAAGGUCAAAAAACUUCACAGGUUCUUACACCGAGGUAAACCUGGAAGAUCAAGGAGUUUCUCGGGAGGCACAUGGGCACAUCUCCUGAGGACAGGACUUUUUGUACUGCAUGAUCAUGUUGUUGAGCCUCCCGUGAACGGCCACCCAAAAUACGAGGAAGAAGAGGAAAUAUGAAAUCUCCCGUUUAAUUGCCGAAGUUUGCCAUUUCUUCAGCGGACUCGACUUUCCGACAUUAAAAUUUCACCCCACAGGCCUGGCGCACGCUACUGGUGUACACGGCUAAGAAUCUCACAUCGUUUGGCUCUUAUGAACUUAUUAAAACUCAGAUCGCAUCGAUAUUUGGCAAGAAGUUAAAGUCUAUAUACAGCUUUUCAUUGAAUAUUUUUUUUCUGGCUGUAAGACCAAAAUAAAAUUAAAAUAUGAAAAAUAUGGCUCAAAAUGGGACCAUUUCUUAACAGCUCGCGUAACAUUUACAGUCUAACCACGCAUAUUGCGGGAUUUCUCUGUUUCUGUUAAUUGUACUUUGGAAAAAUUCCUCCACAGAGGUCAGUGACUUAUGAGUACUAACUGUAUUAAAAAUUCCUGAACAUAAUGGAAAAACAACAAAGUUUAGGGCGUUUUCAGGAAGAUGUUCUGUCUACGUCCGAUCUCUGUGCAGCGCGAACGUCAAUUUAAAAGAUUGCUUUUGAUUGACUUUCUUUUGCUGUUAAGAGAAGAAAUAAUAAUUUUUGGAAUGCUCAUAAGUUAAACCUUCCUUAUAGACUAACUGUUAAGACUUCGGAAAACCCAUUUUUACGCUAAGAUCAAAUAUCUAAGGUUAGACAGCAUUUUUUAACGUGAAAAUUCGUAAACCGUGCGUUGGACCGAAAAUCGGAUUCUAGCGUGUGCUUUGGCACAAAGAUUUUGUGCCUAAAUUGUGCCUAAGAUGUGCAUAAAGUGUGCAUUUCAGUUUUGAAAAACGUGCCUAAGCCGUGCCUAUUAAAGUUGUGCUCAAACUGUGCCUAAUCUGUGCACAAGUUGUGCCAAAAUAUAUUGAGUCACUCGGAAAAUCGUGUUCAGCCUAUCGACCUCCACAGCAAAAGAAAAGUGCGCACGGCAAUUAUGUCAGUUUUAAGGUUUACGAAGUCUAGAAACACGGGCUGACGACCUUUUUAUCCCCUAAUAAGAAAUAACAUGACUCAGAAUACGGUUAGAGACAGCAGGGAAAGCCCCGACAAACAGGAAAACGGAAUCUUAAACAGGUUAGCAUAUUUAAAAUAAGUGCUCAGCUCUAGUCAAUUACAUGUUGAUAUAAUUUCAUCGAUUCAAGAAUUUCACUGACGUUAAAAAAUUUCCAAGUGGGUUUCUUCUCCCCUUCUUAACGGAGCGUUUAGUUGGAACGAAAUAUUUUUUUUCAGGAGGCCAGAUUUGCAUUUAAAAAAAGAAUUUACUUGUGAUAUGACUUAUAAAAUGAAAACGAAAAACUUGAUUGCACGCCGAUGAGUUCUGAAGCAAAAUUGGCACGUCUGAUCGAUUAUUAUAUGAUCAAAGCUUAAUUUGCUAACAGAGCCAGAAAACAAAAAAACAAACAAGCAGCUUGAAUUAUUUUACUACUAAGUGUAAAUUCUACUUUUUUAGUUAGAGAAAUAUUUUUAAAAAGCAGCCGCAUUUUGUAUCAAAAAACAACACGCGUCGGCAUGAAGGUUUCAAAUUACCACUUUUCAUGUUGUUAUGCAAAUUCAGGCCAGGCGCAAAAAGUAGUUUCUAUGACUUUUAUUGGCUAUUUUUGUGCCUUACUUCUUUAGCUUUGUUUUUGUUAUUAUGGCUUCGACUUUCUUUCAUGAUUUCUUUUAGAAACGAAAGAAAGCCAGUCUAUAAAAUUGCAUGGCAAUCGAAAAGGUUCAGACCGCAUAUAUCGCGUGUGAAUUCAGUUCCACUUUAUCCUCGGAGUAAACACGGACUGUCGAAGAAUACUUUAAUUUUCCAGACUUUCGGCGCGGCUCUAAACUUACACUUCCUAUACUUCUAACUGUAUCGUGUUUGAUCUGAAUUAUUUUUGUAAUUCGAACCAAAUUUGUUCUUUUUUGCAAGUCGGGUUACAAAGAUUUUCAAAAAAGUGCCCAGCGUUGAAUAUUUGUGCCUAAACCGUGCCAAAACUGUGCCCAAACUGUGCCUAAAAUGUGCCGUAGCAAUAUUUAAAACGUGCCUUAAGUGUGCCUAAUCUGUGCCUUUGCAUGUUUUUUUCCCGUGCUUUGGCACAAAAACCGUGCCUUUUCUUGAGCGCGAAUCGUGCAUAAGGCACUGUGUUACGCUCGUGUACACCAGUAGCGUGCGCCAAGCCCACAGGGAUUUUCGCCCAGAAGGUGAAAUCUCGAGGAGGCAUCCUGGUAGCUCACGGGUAUUUUGUAGAAAAGUAUGUACUUGCAGUUGAAGCAUACAAUCAGUAUGCCAGAAAAACUCUCAAUUUGCUUGAUCAGGGGCUGCAUAAAAUUGUUGGGUAUUGAUAACGUUUCUCCUGUUCACGCCCACAAGUACGAGGUGGUUAGGGUGACGUAAAACAGAAAAUCCCCAAAGGGACCACUUAGGUUGAUUUUGCGACAGUGUGUUAUCGUACAGUCAUACUUUUUUUGCGGUAGCAUGUUAUCAGUGACAUUCUGUGAAGAAAGUUAUGGACAAAAAGACACUUGUUAAGUACAGAUGAAGUUAUAAGGUGUGUGUAUUAAACUGAGUAUGCAUAAAUGAACACUUGGAGAGGUUGCCAGACACGAGUAUCAUUCACAAAUCUUUUAUUUGAAACAAUUUGCCAGACACUCUUUCUCUCUUUUUGGGGGAAUAAGACACAAAAAAGCAAGAUGAGUGAAUCAAUGGCUAGCGUAUCACUAGCAGAACUGUGGACUAUUACAGAAAUUCACCGACAAUUAAAUUCUGUGCUGACAUUAUUCCCUGCUCACAGAUGUCCUUCUGUAAAGUUUUUUUAAAAGUGUUGCUAAUAGUUUACAAAAUGACUAGAACGCACAAGCAUGAAUUGAUCAAACCUUUUAAUUUCUAAGGCUUACUUUCCAGCUAUUAAAACGAACUGUAUGCAAAAACUGAAAGAGAAUUAGUGAAAAAUUCCAACUUCUUCUUCUGUGUAAAUCAAACUGAAUCAGUACAUGGAACCUUGCUUUUGCUGUUUUCAUCUCCAUGGAAUAUGUGUGAAAAUCUUCAUUAUGAAUCGGUAUAUUUCAAAGAGCUACACCACGACCAAGAAUACAGUUGACUGACAACAUACAGAGUGGGGGCAGCUGUAGUGUCAACUGUUACUAGUGUUAACAUUGAACAUUUCCUUAUAAACUUUGGUAUGCCCUUGUAAUAUAACAAUGUGAUUGGUGGAAAGUAAACCAAUUGGGUCAAAUGACACAAAGGCAACAUCGUUUUCACGUGUUUUGUGAUUCACAAAUUCGUGAUAAUCAGAGUCAACGAGUGUUUUUUGCACAAAUGACAUCAUGUGUCAUGCGUUAUGACAUCAUCCACAUUAUAUCACAGGAAAAAAAAUGGAAAAUCCGUUAAUGUUUUUUUAAAUGGUUAUUGUGUAAUAUACCAUAAUCAAACCAUUAAUGGAAAAGUCGAAUACUUAACAUCAAUGGUUUGUGAGAAGAAACCAUGAAUGGUUAAUCUUUGAAAACCAUUGUGGGUUUUAUUUUUAAAACAUGCAUGUUUCUUUAACUUUCCAUUAUGGUUUUAUGGCAUUUACCAUUGUGGAUAAUACAUGAAAAACACUGUGGGUUUUAGUUUUAAAACAUGCAUGUUUCUUAAACUUCCCAUCAUGGUUUUAUGGGAUUUGCCAUUGUGGGUAAUACAUGAAAAACAUUGUGGGUUUUCAAAAAUAACCAGGUGUUUUUUAACUUCCCAUUGUGGGUUUUAAUAUGUUAAACAUGGAUGUUUAUUAACCUUCCCAUUAAUGGUUUUAUAGCCUUUACCAGUUUUGUAAAUAGAGAACAACCAUUGUGGUUUAGGUUUUAAAAACAUUAGCGUUUUCAUAUCAUCCAUCCCAUGGGUUUUGCCUUAAAAACGUACAUGUUUUGCAACUUCCAAUUAUGGUUUUUAUAUCUUUAACCAGUCUGAAUAAAACAGUAAACACUACGGUUCUUGCACCCUUAACCAUUUUAGGAAAACAAGAAAAACCAGCAUGAAAUUUAAAACCAUGCAAUUCGAGUUUCUAUAUUGAACUUCCCUAUCAUGGCCUUUGGAAUUUAAACAGGCAUGUUUCUUUAACUUCCCACUGACACUAGCUUUUACCUUAAAACAGGGUGUAUUAUAUUCAGAAUGUUUUCCUUUUUUUUACCUAUAAAUGGUACAUCUUAAUUAACCUGUUCAAACAAUGGUUCCACACAAAUUAAAUAAUUUUGUUCAUCAGAUUGGAACCUGCAGUUUAAAAACUGUAUCAAACCUUCUUUAAUGUAAACUUGAUUCUUAUUACAUGCAUAUACAGAGAAAUGUUAGUAACAGCAACAAAUGUAAACAUCUAUCCUAUCCUAAUAUGAAUCAGAUCAUCAUAAAAAGUCAACAUACAAGACUGUUUGAAUUGUACGUUGAUGAUGAUCUACAUUUCUAUCACCAUGUUUGCAUUGCCUUUCCCAACGUUUCACUUCUUUUUUCUUUUCUUUUUUUUCUCAGCUUGAUUUUGCUGAAUUGUCCUAAAUAUUACCCUUCAUAAAAAUAGUCAGGCAAAGACUUAAAUUCCCCUAAAGACUUUCUUAAGCUCCAUGUAACCAAGAAAACCUGUACAGUCUAAGUUUUAGUCGCACACUUCAGUCUACUGCUUAGUUUGAGUAUUGCAGAAGCUAAGAAAGGCAAUCCACCACAAUAUCUAUACCCAACAGAAAAGGAACAGUGAUAACAUGGGUGAGCCUAUUUUUACACUAAAGUUUUGAAGAGGUAAAUUUCGUGAUAGCUUGAACCACCAUACAACUGUACAAACCAGCUCUUCUGAAUAACACAAUAAUUUGUGAGUUACUUCAUCAUGUCCAUAUCUAGAAUGGCUUUACUUUACAGAUGUCAUUUCUUGAAGGACUCUUCAAGCUGCCCACUAUUUUAACAUAACCUUGAUCGAGGAGGCCUUGUGCCACAAGGCGAACUAAAGAAGUCUUGUCCUCCUUGUUAAGAUUUUUUAAUCCAAGACGCUUUCCAGAUGACUGUAACUGGCUUCGUGCCACAUCUGAUAGUUUAAUAGCAUUGUAGGCAACACAAAUGAUCAACGUGGCUGCUCUGUCUGUGAGAGCUAAGAGAAACAAAAUGUAAAUUAGAGCAGGAAAUUUAAAGCACCACGAUCAUCAUGGUUGUUGUCUGUGACAUGCAAGAGUAACAAAAAAUACAUAUUUAAUAGAGCAGGAAAUUUACAGUACUGAAGAGGUUCUAGACGGUUCUAGACUGACAGAAAAGUAUAUGUUGAACAGCUGGCUAUAUUUGUAAUACAAGCAUCUUUUUUAAUUUCUAUAAGGAUCUUAAAAGAAGUAAAACCAGCUGUAUCUUACACCACGCAUGUAGCCAACAAAAUGAGAGUCUACAGUGAUCUCUCCCUACAUCGAACACAGAAAGGUGUUAGAAACUGGAACUUAACAGUUUACAUGUUUACACUUAAAAUCCUCAGUUUUGUAAAAUCACUUCUUAAUGAAAAAAAUCUCGAGCCUGAAACUAGAAGUACUGGUAAAAUAACAUGUUAUGGAUAAGAUGAACAAAGCAGCAAGUUCUCAAACUUCCAAACAACUCUCAAAAAAUUCUAAGCAUGUGCAUAUGUUCUUAAUCGUUCUUCCUGCACAUACAGGGUCGGUUAUUUAAACGAAGUCUAACUUAGACCAUGGUUUAGAAAAUCUUUGGACCUCCAGAUAACUUUGUUAGUGGGUUAUUUUAAGAAGACAAAUGCUCUUCUAGUUUACUCCAUAUGCUUUCAUGAAACUGUUCAUGAUAAAUGGUGUUUACAUAAAAGGGUUCGGCAAACUGAAAAUGGCUUAGAAUGUGGUUUUGUUAAACACUGGUUAAACCCUGUUUAAAUAACUGGCCCACAGUUACUCUGUCAUGUUAGCUUGACUUAACUAUAGCUACAUGCUCAAUUAUUGGAUUUUAUACCACAGAAAAUUAGCAGUAACAAGUGCUAGCAUAAGUUAUAAACAUGUAGCCAUGAAAAGUAUUUACCUUUUUGUCCUUUUCAGCAGACUCUGUAUUAGUUGCAAAGUUGACAUUUUUAUUUUGAGAGGCAACGGGUGGUUCAUCAGAAGAAUCUUCACUCUCAGACUGAAUUUGUUCUUUGUGGAUCAGUUUUUUCAGGCGCUUCACUGGUGUACUGUCUUCCUCUUCACUUGAAUGGACUGACAUUGUGUCACCUGACUGAUCUGACAAAGUUGAUGAAUUGUUGCUGCUAUUUUCUCCACCUGAGGGGUCACUCUUCACUUUUAAUUUUCUUUUAAGGGUUCUCUUAUCUGGCUGCAAUUAGGUUUCCAAAAAAACAGUUUUUAAUAAUAUGAGCCAAAAUCAUUUUUUCUGUACAACAUAACGUCACAUGCACAGGGCACAAAGAGUCCAGGACAGUUAACCAAAAUUGUCUAAACCAUCAGUAUAGUAUGGGUGAGACAGUUAAUAAUCAGUUGCCUUUCUUACCCAUGACAUACUGAUGGCUCUAGGCAAUUUUUGGAAAACUGUUUUGUUUGUUGUUUUCAUUUUUAGAUGAAAUCUUAAAACAGUGAGCUUACCAGAGAGUAGUCAAAUCCAUUUCUCACGUGCCUUCGCCGUUCAUUCAGCACAUCUAGGAUGUGUUGUCUUAUCCCCUCCAUUCCAAAAUUUAAUGGCGCAAAUGUACACUCCUUCUCGAGAUCCUUUACCAAACUAUCUAGCUUUUGCUCAGCUUCUUGGUUGUUUUUGAAAGUAGGUAUGUCAUUUCCUGGCCACAUUUGGAUAGCAGCAGCCCUAACUGCCUUUCUCCUGAAAAUGACAGAAUGAAACUGACCAUCUGUCUCUGAAAAAUGCUUCAACAAAAAUAAUAUUCCGCAUUAUAAUUCAUGUUCAUUUCUUAGAAAAGCAAAGAAAAAAUUACAUGCUGUUUCAUUAUAAGGUAUAAAUUUGAAAAUGGCCUGGGAAAAUUAUAGAUCAGGUAAAAAAUUGUUACCAGCUAAUUGUUUGAUCACUCACUUGGCCUUGUAUAUACGUUGAUUCAUUUCUGAACUUUUUUUAAUGUUCAUCACAGAUGGUUUGUGGUUUCGUCGUCCGCCAUGUGAAUCAACACUAACACCAGGGACUUCUGAUACUUUCAUGCGCAUUUGGUCUCCUACGGUGCUGAGACCACAAACAUCCAACUGAGCGAAAGAUCCCUCUCUUGAGAGGAAGAACAAAGCCUUUCCGUCAAUUUUCUGUUCUAAAAAAAUGAAGCCAUAAGGAAAUGUAAAGCAAGCACUUGACCUCGCAAAACUGCAACAAAAGAGGGCGUGAAGUGUCAAGAAAGCUACUUAUUGUCUUAGCAGUCAGAGGUUACGCAGCCAAAACACCAAAAAAGUCGAUAAAACUAAAAAAAUGUUUAACUUCAAUAAUUGCCGUUAGUUGAAGUAUAUUUUCAACGAAAACUGAGCGAAGUUUCAAGAGAUCGAGUUUGCACUUUUGCCGAUCUUAAGUUCAUAAUUUUUAUCUUACCUUCAAAUUUCUUCCCUAUAUCUUCGUUAGACGUCUUUUGAAUUUCCUUUUUAACAUCCUCAACUGUCCAUUCGAUUAAAUUUGUACUUUUAUUCUCCAUAUUCCACAAGUUUCGUGGGUGAAAUUAACGAAUGUUCGCUACUAACAGAGAAUGAUCUUCAAGUAAAUGGCGGGAAAGUAUGCUACCAUAUAUGGUAAUAUGAAACAACUCUUGCCCAAUCUUCCAACGAAAAAUAUGAUGGCGGCCAGAAUUUUUUGCAUCCCAAGGAUCGACAAAUUAUUCACUGACAAAAUACGGUAAGCUUAAAAUAGUAGGAUAAGCAAUGAUUGGAGCGAAGAGACAACUUCUUGGGAAAUCCUGACCGAGAGAAGACAUCGUUAUUUGUUACUGCUCUAGCCUGAACAGUCCGUGUUUUCGCCGUAAAAGCGCUCAGCGCUUUUACGGCAGUGCCUUCUCCGCUUCAACUUAGGCCUGGUUCAGACGCCGUACUUUUCAUGUGCCGAACCUAACUGAAUAAGUUCGUCUUUGGAGCGACACUGGCGCGACAUCUGAUUCAGGCGGCGUACCGUGUGUCGAACCUACGUUAAGUUCGGCAAAAGUUCGACAGACUCUGUCGAACUUAACGCUCUUGCCGCACCAAACUUAGCCUCCCACGCAGGCGUUUUUAGGGGAGCUCGUAUUUCUUCCCUCCCCACAAACGCCUGCUCAACAGAGGACAACAUUCCUUUCCCAUUGUUACAUUCGCGUGGUAAGUGACCAAUCAACCGUUUUUAAAUAAAGUGUUGAUAGGCUAAACAUGACUCAUAAGCUCGUGAUAGUGAAAAAACGUGACCCAGAACGUGACCCUAGAGUUACCUUUUUCCUUCUUUUCUUUCGUUCGCUAAGGUUAUGCGGUGCACAGAGAAUUCUAAAAUCUGACUGAGUAAAUCUUACUUUUGCCACUCCGAGACUAACAUUUAUUAGAGGUCACGGAGGUUUCUUAAAGUUUCAUGCAGAUCGCGUGAUUAUCGGGUUACCCUGCGGUCAAGGUCAACUUUCCAGAAUUUGGAAAGUACAGCGUGAUUGGCUAAGCGUGGGAAAGGAAUGUUGUCCUCUGUUGAGCAGGCGUUUGUGGGGAGGGAAGAAAUACGAGCUCCCCUAAAAACGCCUGCGUGGGAGGCUACACCAAACUAAAACUGUCGUACCAAAUUGAUUCAGACGCCGCUCUUUUGCCGUACUUAAUUCAUCAGUUAGGUUCGGCACAUGAGUGGAGCGGCGUCUGAACCGGACCUUAUUGGCCUGGCGAAACGCUGAAGCAUUGAGGUAAAAUACAAAUUAAUAAUGGCACGGUGCAAUUUGUGGAUCACUGAUGCUUGUAAUGAUGUCCAGAUACAAAGGUCUUUAUCAAUGACUUCAAAGAUGUGUUAGACUUUAUGCCAAUUACAAGACGAAGUUGUUUUGUGAAAUUGAUCAUGACCUUACGUUAGUUUCAGUACUACUGAACACUGGCCCGAAAACUGGAGGGAGACUGAGACUUUCAAGGGAGUAUAUAUAUGGAUAACUGGAGGACCCCCAUGCGUUAUGUCGGCGUUAUUGUGGAAAAAAGGUUCCAUAAAGUAUUAUUUAUUAUUUUGCUCCUUCUGAUAGAAUUCAAGGUUUUCAGAUUUUUCUUUGUGCAAAAAAUGAUUGCUUUUUUGAAAUCAUACAAUUAGGAUAAUGCGAUUAACAAUAACAUCACAUGAUGGUAAUAGAACAUUCAUUAAGGGAAACCGACCAAAGCUCUGGAAAUAUAGUUGCUUGAUGUAAAAAGAAAGGAUGGUUAAUGGAGAAAUUCAUCAUUUUUGUUUAAGCUUUUAUAAGCUCAAAAGCCAUCUCUGGCUAUUCAAUAAACAGUUGCUGGAAACUUCAUCCAUAAUAACUACCUCAAUUAACCUCCUCUUACUCUUUUUAUGAUUUUUAUUUACGCAAUACUGCAGCAGACUUAGCUGCAUAGCAGUUUGUGGGUCCCUCACUAUUGUUGUACCCCUCUUUCCCAACACCCAGCAAGCCACAAAGGUUGCUAGAGAAACUACCGUUUUCUUUUUUCCUUUUUUAACAAAGAAAGAACAGAAUACAACUCCUUGCCAUUCAUGGCUUUUAAUAGAGGAUAUUAUUGAGUUGAUUUCCAUUCAUGGGAUUUAUACAUUUUACAUCUGGACUAUGCUGCAUAUAUUUACAUGAAUGGAUUAUAAUUCCUUCCCAUUCAUGGUUUUUAAUAGAGAACCAUUAGUGGAUUUCAAAUACCCAUUACUGGUAUUAUUGAGUUGAUUUCCAUUCAUGGGAUUUAUACAUUUUACAUCUGGACUAUACUGCAUAUAUUUACAUGAAUGGAUUAUAAUUCCUUCCCAUUCAUGGUUUUUAAUAGAGAACCAUUAGUGGAUUUCAAAUACCCAUUACUGGUAUUAUUGAGUUGAUUUCCAUUCAUGGUAUUUAUAGGAAUAUACAUUUCACUUGAUGGGUUAUACUUCAUAUAUUUACAUGAAUGGAUUAUACUUCCUUACCAUUCAUGGUUUUUGAUAGAGAACCAUUAGUGGAUUUCAAAUACCCAUCACUGGCAUUAUUGAGUUGAUUUCCAUUCAUGGGAGUUCAUAAAAGUACAUUUAAAAAAGUAAUUUACAUUAAUGGGAAUUAGGUAUAAAAAAUUUUCUCAAGAAAAAUCCCAUUGAUGGGAAUUUUGUAAAAAUGUAAAUUUGGUAUUUCCCAUUAUUUUAACAUUAAUGUGUUUUAAAAAAUUUUCCUGUGAUACCUCCCUAUCAAUUCUCAAUAUAUUUGAAGUCAUGGGGGGUUGACAGCCAUGUCAACUCUUCUCAAAGCAAAAGCAUGUAAAUGUACAUACAUGUACUUGUCAGACUUUGUAAAGCCACAACAAAGACCCAACGAGCUUUUGAUUUCAAGCCUGUGCUGUGGGAAUAGGCUGAUUUUUUUUUUUUAAACAGAAUAGCUUAAGCUGUUUGAUCAGAUGACAAUUUUUUUGAACAUGUAGAACUUAAGCUGUUUGAUUGCCUGACAAUAUUUUUAUCCUUUAUUAAAUAGUCUGAUUUGUUUCUUAAAGGAAAUGUGAGAAACUCUGUAUGGAUGUUGGAGCUUAAAGGGUUAAAGGGGGUUUUUCAAGACUAAAUGUUGUGCUUUUUUGACUGGAGGGAUUUGCCUCUGUUCUUCGUCGGACAGCUCUAUCUAUUAUGGACAAAGGGGGAGUAGUACGAAAAAUGGAAAACCUAGGAGAGCAAGAGCUUCCCCACAGGAUGAGAGCAUAUACUGAAUGGCAUACACAUGGGAGGUAUGUUGGUAGCCAUUAAUAAAGUACAACGUGAAAAGAAAUUAUUAAGUUACAGUGGAACCUCAAUUUAAUGUUCAAACCUCAACAUGUAUAUAACCAAGAGCCCAUAACCUGGAGUGAGCAACUCCCUUGUGCUCAUGCAACAGCAUUUUCACAGACCAGUUUAUUUUUAGAUCAAUUUUCCCACGAAUUUUGACUACAUGUAUCAAAUAAGCCUUACAAAUCAAUCAGCAAAAACUGGAGACUAAAAAAUGUAUUUCUGAUGUUUUGACAGACAUGAGUAUUUGCUCUCUCUUUUUGGUGUAGGUAUUUUCGUACUAUUGAUGGGCACAAAUAUGAAAAGGUGCUUCUGUUUUUAUGCGAAAAGUACUCCAAACUGAUGCUAAAAAUAAACUGAUCUGUAAAACACUGUUGCAUGGGCCAAGCAUGUGAGUUGCAUGCUCCAGGUUAUGGGCUCCUGACAGGCACAGAUCUAAGAUAAGUCCCCUUUCUUGGGUUUCUGAGUCAUUAAGACAGGUUAUUGGCCAGUUCCUUUCUCCUUGCAAAUCGGCGGAUCAUUUCGUCAAGGCCAGAUAUGAAGUAAGAUUUCAACUUGGAAAGUAUUUUUAUUAUUAAAAAUAUUACAUUCAUUAAGUAAAAUUUGACGAAUUUCCAUAAAAAUGGCGUAAACAAGUGUGGAUCCGCACCUGCCUGAUAUAACAAACUCCUUGGUAUGACAAACAAUAUUCCUAGCCCAAGAAAUAGUUAUGUGGAAAAGAACCUUGAUAUAAUGAAACCUACUCAGUUAUAGGAAGCAUAUUUGGUCAGUCCCUUGACCCUUCAUUAUAUCGAGGUUCCGCUGUGUAUAUAUUAUCAGCAGUGUAGUAGAACUUUUAAAUUAUGAUAAAAUUAAACCACCCUGGCUGAACUUUUUCAUUUCAUACUAUUAUUCAUUUCUUAGGAUUUUACAAAAAAAAAAUAGAAUUCUUUAUUGAAUUUAUCUUUGGCCACUGUUAGGAUUGAAAGGGUUAUGUUUUCAUUACAUGUAGCAUGUUAUGCACAGGCAUUCCACCUACCCUCAUUCCCAAGAAGAAGAGAAAAUCUUGGGAAUGAGGUUGAUAAUUCACUUUCCUUGACUUUUGCCUCUGCAUAGUUACUAUCUUGGCCUGUGUAGCAAGUGUUUCCGUGCGAGUUCGUAGCGUGAUAAAAGUGCUCUUGUUUUCAAUGUUCUGCUGAAAAAACUUAUGUAGAAAUGCUUGCUGCAGCAAGAUAUUAUUAUUACUAUCACUAUUAUUACAAGUGCCUAUAUGUUCUAGAAUUAACAGUUGGUUUCGAGUCUAACCUUAAUAACAAUGCAGUGCGUAAAAAAGAAAAAUAUCUGAACUUGAUCAAAGAAAUGAGUAGAAAUUACAGAUGUGUGAAAUUUGUAAAUCUCUCUUUGAGCUCUCUUGGCGUUUUCUCCGAUGAAUGCUCCAUGUUCUUAGACAUGAUGAAUAACAUUGGCAUUGAUAAAACGCAGCAACUUUAUAUAAUCAAGAAAAAUGUUCUUAUCAUUUAAUGAUAAAUAUAGCCUUCGUUAGAGCAACAUAUUACAUCUUUUGUUGUAGAAAUAGGAAUUGGGAUAGCCCAGACUUAAUGCAGUUGGGUUUUUUUUUUUCUUUUUUCUUUCUUUCUUUUCUGUUUUAAAUAAUCCAAUCUCAAGCUGCAUUUGUAAAUUGCCUAUACGUAGCGAGAUUUACAAUUGUACAUUCAAAAACACAAUAAAGUUUCUAUUAUUAUUGAAUUCUUAUCAUUAUCUUGAUAUAGGAAAACCUUAAUAUGUUCUUGUCUAUAUUUAUUUUCUUUAGAUACUUCUUGAUGCACUUUGACUUAGGAACAGACGGUCUGAAGGAACUGAAGCACGAGUUAGGCACAGACACAGAUCUUAUACGGCCACGUAUCAUCAAAGUAAAAAGCCGUUAUGAUUCUUUGAAACACAGACAUUCCAUGUUAGAGUGCUGGGAGAGUUAA
Molecule: messenger RNA, 13217 nt
Organism: Porites lobata
Lineage: Eukaryota; Metazoa; Cnidaria; Anthozoa; Scleractinia; Poritidae
Source: the annotation of a GenBank genome assembly